Rhipicephalus sanguineus (brown dog tick) is the source of this 450-nucleotide messenger RNA. RefSeq lists its product as uncharacterized. NCBI's taxonomy places the organism in Eukaryota, Metazoa, Arthropoda, Arachnida, Ixodida, Ixodidae. The coding region runs from base 1 to 450 and encodes 149 amino acids. The record is from RefSeq and is a predicted model, not a curated record. The transcript has 4 exons.
AUGAAGGACUUGUACGUGGAGCAGAGGAACUUCGUUAACAAGGACCCCCUGCCGCAUACAUCAGAGGUUCAAGAAGAGUGGCCCUUGCUGUUUGUGAAACCCUUUUUCUACCAGCAUGCCAACGAACUUCUGGGGAAGAAUGUAAAGGCAGUCUUCCAGGAAAGGAUGACGGCCUGGGCCCCCUUAAUAUUCCAGAUGAUGGAGGAGGCACCGACAAAAGACACUAUGGAACUAGUGGUGCGCGUACGAGACGAAGUACAAAGGGAAGAUGCAGUCCAGGUCUCUGUGCUACCCUUCCUCUGUGCGCAUUUUAAGGAGGACAUGAAAUACCUCUACCAUGUAUUUGAAGAGGGAACAAGCAUCACUGAAAAGCUUCCAGAGUUGCCAUCAACGCCCACAAUCAUUGUACUGGACAUGAACGUGCUGAAGUGGCAGCUGGCUGGCUUGUGA